Molecule: messenger RNA, 3930 nt
Organism: Coregonus clupeaformis (lake whitefish)
Lineage: Eukaryota; Metazoa; Chordata; Actinopteri; Salmoniformes; Salmonidae
Gene: elavl2
Product: ELAV like neuron-specific RNA binding protein 2
Exons: 9
Coding region: 525-1694 (389 amino acids)
Cellular component (GO): ribonucleoprotein complex
Molecular function (GO): RNA binding
Source: RefSeq, a predicted model, not a curated record
GAGAGCGGAGAGGUAUAGCGUUGCUGUGAUACGUCCCUAUAUAUUUGCUGACAGGACUAUCUUCCCUUUACAGACAACCUCCUUACAUUGGUUUUCACUUAGUGAUGUCGCGUAUUUGUGUGGUGAACCUAUAAAGAGAGAGACAGGCAGAAGCCAGCUUUUUAAAUUAUUUGAUUCCUUUUAUUUCUUCAGUUAUUUUUUAUUUGAUUUAAUGCAUUGGCUGAAAUGGACUCAUUUCUGUAUUUUGGUUAAAUUUGAUUUUUUAUUUGUUGAUUUUUAUGUUUCCAAGUUUGAACUAGGAGGAAGGUAGAAUUCAUAUUUUUAUAUUGGCAAGUGUUUUCUUCUUUCUCUAUUUUUAAAGAGAUUGUUUGGCUAAGGACGUCCAUAACUUUCAUUUGUAGAAACGCUAUUCUUCACCGCGCUUACUUUGGACCAGGAGCGGCCGUUUGUUGCAUGGACCUUUGUCAAUUAUAGAAAUUGUUGUGAGCUUCAUUUAUCACCAAAGACGGCAACGCCAAACUAACAUGGCAGUCAGACUGUGUGAUGUGGCUUCUCUGCUUAGAAGUGGUUCGUGGGCGGCAGAGCCUUGGACUGGGCAGGUUAUUGCUGCCAUGGAAACACAGCUGUCCAAUGGGCCCACUUGCAACAACACAAGCAAUGGUCCCUCAACAAUCUCAAACAACUGCUCCUCUCCGGUAGAGUCAGGGAACAUAGAGGACAGUAAAACUAACUUGAUAGUCAACUACUUGCCUCAGAACAUGACCCAAGAAGAGCUCAAGAGUUUGUUUGGGAGCAUCGGGGAAAUCGAGUCCUGUAAAUUAGUUCGAGACAAAAUAACAGGGCAGAGCCUAGGUUAUGGAUUUGUGAAUUACGUGGACCCGAAAGAUGCAGAAAAAGCCAUCAACACCUUAAAUGGCCUGAGACUUCAGACCAAAACCAUUAAGGUUUCCUAUGCUCGUCCAAGCUCAGCCUCCAUUAGAGAUGCAAAUUUGUACGUCAGUGGCUUGCCAAAAACCAUGACUCAGAAAGAACUGGAGCAGCUCUUCUCGCAGUAUGGACGCAUCAUUACCUCACGCAUUCUGGUGGACCAGGUGACCGGUGUCUCCAGAGGAGUGGGUUUUAUCAGGUUUGACCGGCGAAUCGAAGCAGAAGAAGCCAUCAAGGGCCUGAACGGCCAAAAACCGCCAGGCGCUACAGAGCCCAUCACAGUGAAGUUUGCCAACAACCCCAGCCAGAAGACCAGCCAGGCACUGCUCUCCCAGCUGUACCAGUCGCCCAAUCGAAGGUGCCCCGGACCCCUUGCACAGCAGGCACAGCGCUUCAGGUUGGACAAUCUGCUAAACAUGGCAUACGGAGUCAAGAGCAGGUUCUCCCCCAUUGCCAUCGAUGGAGUGACCAGCCUGGCUGGCAUCAACAUCCCGGGGAAUGCGGGCACCGGCUGGUGCAUUUUCGUCUACAAUCUGGCUCCGGAUGCAGACGAGAGCAUCCUGUGGCAGAUGUUUGGACCAUUUGGUGCCGUCACAAACGUUAAAGUCAUCCGCGACUUCAACACAAAUAAGUGCAAAGGGUUCGGAUUUGUCACCAUGACUAACUAUGACGAGGCAGCCAUGGCCAUCGCCAGCUUGAACGGAUACCGCCUCGGGGACAGAGUUCUGCAAGUCUCGUUCAAAACCAACAAAACGCACAAAGCCUAAUCUCCAUCUCAGAUUGUUUAUAGAAAACUCUACAGAAAAUGGAAAAACAUUAAAUGGAAACCUACCGACCAUAAACUUUCUACAUUAGUAAAAAUAUCUUUGUAAAUCAGUGUUACGAAGGGAAACUAUAUUUAGCGUCCAAAGUUUUUUCUUUGUUUUCCUUCAUUGCUAGGCUUUGCAACUUCUUAAAAUACUUUGCGUUGAACCAGAAAAAAUACUUCAGGUUGUCACACCUGUAAUGUUGCAUUCAAUUGCAGUCUUUAAAGAUAGACCUUUUAAAAUGUUACUACAGCUUAUUAUUUUUUUGCUGCACAUCUGCUUUGAACCAUUAUGUCUUGUAAGGCUUUGUGAUUAUUUGUAAAAAAAAAAAAAAAUCUGUGUCCUGAUUUGCCUUAGGUGCGUUUGCGUCUUAAUUGGUUAAAAAGUAUUUAUUUUGGAUUAUUCAUAGUUUUUCUUAUUUUUGUAAGUAUUUUGUUUAUCAUAAUAUGAGUUGUUUAUUGAUUGGCUGCAUAAUGUUGCUUAUUGUAAAAUGUAAAUAAGACAAAAAAAAGAAUAACCUAAAGCAGUAACUUGCCAAAGAGCUAUGAAACUCUUUGAUGUGGGUUUAAAAAGCAUCUAUUUUUAUAAAAAAUGAAAAUUUGGAGACACUUUUUACUGGACCUGGAACAAAUAUUUUGACUUGGAUACUUUGAGAAAUAUCUUCAUAUGAGACCUUGUGAGCUUUUGAACUUUACCAGAAAGUUUGCUGUGGUUUAAAUUUAUGGAGAGAUGUGUAUAAUCUUUCGGUUCUAGAAUCAAUGGCAGUGCUGGUUUCAUUUGUAAAAUCUGUGGGUUGUCCUAUCAUCCUGGUUGUUAUAACUAGAAACGCACAUUCAGAUUUGAUUUGGAGAGACAGACAGAAAAAUACAAAGGUUUAUUCGCAAAAGUGCAUGCAAAAUUAUAAAGUGGAAAUAUCUUAAAUGUAAAAGCAGGAUAAAAAUCAGUUCUUCCUAAAUGAUUCCCUUCAGACAGAGCUCAUGGUGUUUUGUGGUGUACUUACUAUAUCAUUAGACUCAUUUUGUCUUUAUAUUAAACAAAUAAGGGUUUUACCUGCUUUGUAUGAAAGAGGACAAGCUAGAUAAAACCGGCAGCAUCUAAAGAAAACUAGUUUGAAUGAAGAAUGGAAAGGAUUACUCCUGAGCUUACAGCUAUGUAAAUAAGUCAUUUUUUAUGUUAAGUAUUUGGCUAACUUAUUUUGUUUAUUAAUUUGGAACUUUAUGGAAAAGUGCUUUUUUAUUUACGAGGACGUACAAAUAUGAUUUUUAUUUUGGAUAUUGCCUUUGAUUUGUUUGACUCAAAGUUGUUUACAUUCAGUUGAAAAACUUUAUUUGUUGUCCUAUGGACUAGCAUUACAGUGUAAGAUUUGUUGGUGGUUUGGUCUUUAGAUAGUCUUGCUUCUGCUAUUAAGAAAACUAGACAUUUAAGUUGGUUUGUUUUUAUAUCUAAACAUUAUAGAUAUAUAUUUAUGUGGUAAAGAAUGGAUAUAAACCAGUUUUGAACUAUUUGAUUACCUUUUCUUCAUGUUCAUAUAUACGUAAUGCAUAUAAACUGUCUUAAAAAUCGUAAAAAGGUGUACAUUGCUUUAUUCACUUUGGGGAAGGACAAUGAAGCAGUUCCAUGACCGUAGUAAAAAGGGUUGCAAGGGGUUGCAAGAGAUUGCUGAACGUCUUGCUUAUCUCGAACAAACGGAGGCUGGUCAAGCCUUAAAUGCACUGAAUACUGCACCUGCAUCCUGCUUUGUAUUUAACUAAAUAUUAGACAUGCUUCCCCUUAAAACAAGCAGUGUGUGCGUUAUAUAUUUAUCUUAGCAACUGCUUUUCUUUCUGGUUUGACUUGUUUCUUUUUUGGGUUACUUACUUGUACAAGUUAAACUUUGAUUAUAGAUGAGCUGUGACACACCUGCUGCUGUGGGGGAGGGGCCCUAUUUUUUCAAGCCCCUCACUGGUCUUGAUUGAGGGUAACUGUUAACGGAACAGAGGGGGAUCCGGCGUGACGAAAUUAGUCCCCCUGCCCCCACUUUAUCUCAAUUCUAAAUGUGAGAAUGAUUAUUUAUUUGAAGUUAUACAGUAUGACUUUGUUCACAGCAUUUUAGGGAUAGAAUAUAUCUUUUGAAUAUUUAAAAGGAUGUACAUGUUGUUUUCUUUUUUUGGAAUACUUUGUAUUUUUUCAUGUUCAGUACAUCAAUAAAUAAAUUGAA